GUUCCGUGGCCCGGAAACAAAUAUCAUAUCUUUCUUGACGGCACGAAUCAAGUGAUUUGCUCGCGCGACGGUAGAUUGCACAUCUGUGACGCCGACAAAGACAACGCCCAACAAUACAUAUGGGAAUGUGUCGAGAAGGAUGGCUACUUUGGCUUUUUCAACACACAAACGGGCAAAUUCAUUGGUCACGGGAAUGAUGGUCGGCUGCGCUCGACAGCAAAGCAUCACAACGACUGGGAGCUCAUGACAGCCAGGAGGCACCCAGAGGGAGGCUACGAGUUGCUGAUGCCGUUCUGGUGGCAUGCUCUGAAAAAGAUUUGCGUGCGUGAUGGUUCGGAAGUCCUUGUGUUGGAGGGACAUAGGACGACGCGUUGGCAGUUUGUCGAG
Trichoderma reesei QM6a is the source of this 387-nucleotide messenger RNA. RefSeq lists its product as uncharacterized. Lineage: Eukaryota; Fungi; Ascomycota; Sordariomycetes; Hypocreales; Hypocreaceae. The record is from RefSeq and is a predicted model, not a curated record. The annotation marks the transcript as partial. The transcript has a single exon.